UUUCGAGUAGGUUUUUGGGCAGUUGACAACACUAUCAAAUUCUCAAAUAAUUGGUUCUUUCAACAACCAAUUUCCCUCCAGUUUAUCCCAAUCCUUAAAACCCCAUCACCCUUCUGCUCUCCCUUCUCAAAUUUUCUCUCUAAAAAUACGAACUUUGGUGCGUUUUCUGGGUUUCCUUUAAACCUAAGCAACUCCAUUAACCAUGUCUUUCAAAAGGUCAAACUCUCUUUCUGGAUUGACUAUCGCGGAUGAUAGCAAAAGUACAUUCCUGGAAUUAAAGAGGAAGAAGGAUCAUCGCUACGUGGUAUUCAAGAUCGAUGAGAAGAAGAAAGAGGUCGUAGUUGAUAAAACCGGCACUCCAUCCGAGAGCUAUGACGACUUUUUGGCUGCCUUACCGGAAAAUGACUGUCGAUACGCAGUCUAUGAUUAUGAUUUUGUGACAUCUGACAAUUGCCAAAAGAGCAAGAUUUUCUUCUUUGCAUGGGCACCUUCAACCUCACGUAUACGUGCCAAGAUGCUGUACGCCACAUCAAAGGAGAACUUCAAGCACGAGCUUGAUGGUGUACAUUAUGAAAUUCAGGCUACCGAUCCCUCAGAAAUGGAUCUCGAGGUGAUCAAGGAUCGUGCACAUUAAUCAUUUUAGAAUUUUUAUACAGAGAUGAUUCUUUCUAACGAAGGGAAAAAAAACUCGAAAAAUAGAAGGUCUGACAUUUGAUGCUCAUAGGCUGUUGCUGUUUGUGACAUAUUAUAUACUGUUAUUUGCCUUUGUUGCUUGUCAGACUAGGAAAAAGCUUAACUGACUUGUAAGCUUGUUUACCAACUUAUGAUGAAUUGAUGAUAUUAUUCUUGGAAGUUAUAAAAAAACAUGUUAUAUUCAUGCAUA
Molecule: messenger RNA, 883 nt
Organism: Spinacia oleracea (spinach)
Lineage: Eukaryota; Viridiplantae; Streptophyta; Magnoliopsida; Caryophyllales; Amaranthaceae
Product: actin-depolymerizing factor
Exons: 3
Coding region: 203-634 (143 amino acids)
Biological process (GO): actin filament depolymerization
Cellular component (GO): actin cytoskeleton
Molecular function (GO): actin binding
Source: RefSeq, a predicted model, not a curated record